GCCAUUUUCUGGCGUGACCCAUUAUAUUCAGGAAUAACAAGUAAUAUAUCUGCAAAGCCACUGAUAAGCGGAUCGAUCUUUGGUUGUUAAUUAAAUGUGCCAAGGCGCUGGGCUCUACGCACUCACUCACGCGGAGCCGCACUCACGCGGAGCCCGCGCACCCGGAUGCCAAACAGGGGUCAAACAGAAGUCAGCUGGCAGCGGCUUGGAGUCCUGCUUUUUCUCAAGCAGAUUUCUUCCAGCACGCCAUUAAAGAGGCUGAACAUAUGGUUUGCGGAGCUGUCGUUUCGGGGACAAAGUUCUUCUUUCACAGCGGCGGGAGGUGGAAGUGACUGGAAUCCCUGUUACGUGGGACGGAUCGGCCCGCUCGAGGACACACAGCUGAGGAUUGGGAGGGUUGAAAGGGAGAUAGAGCUCCCGGUGCCCUCUGUCGCCUGGCCAUGCGGGGGGCUGCCAGCCUUAGAGCCCUGGAGCCUAGGGGGCGGAGGCACGGGGCGGAGCUAAACUGCUGGGCUGCACCAGAGCGAAACAGCAUGGACGCAGCCAGCCAGGUGCCUGCGGAAGUCGAGCUCCCCAAGCACAUCCUGGACAUCUGGGUCAUUGUCCUCAUCAUCCUGGCCACCAUUGUCAUCAUGACCUCCUUGCUGCUGUGCCCGGCCACCGCAGUCAUCAUCUAUCGCAUGCGGGCUCAUCCUGUCCUCAAUGGGGCCGCCUGAGGUCUACCCAAGAGGGGCGGGGGCGGGGGAGGGCAGCGCCCCCUCCCCCGGGACUCUUGCCCUCUCAGAACAGCAGCAGGAGGGACUUUGGAGUAUAGAUUCUGGAGCUUGACAUGUGAGGGGAGGCCCAAGUUCUGUUUUGGUUCUUCCAGUGGCCAGCUGUGUGAGUUCCGCCAGGGGACCUGAAUCCAUGAGUUCCAAGUCCCUCAUCUUCCAGAUGGGGAUUGGGACCCCUGCCCUUUCUACCUCAGAGGGUCGUGGGAACCCAGGACUUGGAGGAGGCCCAAGCUGUCUGGGAGCAGACACACAGAUGGUAUUGCUGAGUGCCGGGAAGCUCCGAAGAACCGAAGAACCUGACGGCUGACGCUGGCCUUCAAGGUGGCGAGGGAGACGCUCAGGGCACAGCGGCCCUUGUCGGUGCCCCUCUGGUCACACCACUCAGAGGCACCCUGUCCUCCUUCCAAGGGGCCAUCAGCACACUGGUUCAAAGCUAUUUUCUUCGAGGUGCCAUUCCCUCGAGUUUUCUAAUCUGGGAGGGAAUUAACUAUGCGGGGGAGAUGGGUGGAACUUUCUAGGACCUUCUCUGUGCCAGAGUCUGCCCCUGUGCAGUCUGGAGGGGGCCUCUGCCGUUUCUUGGCAAUGCCGAGGGAGCUGGGGCAACUCUGUCAUUCUGCUCUGGACUCGAGUAGCUUUGACACUCUGGCAGUGUUGGAAAACGCAGAGUGGCUGAGCUCCCUGGCCAGCUUUCAGAGUCCCCAGCCCUCUCCCUUUGUGUGCCCCACACCAGGGAGCUCUGUCCCUCCGCCCCAGCUCCUGCUACGAUUCACUCCAGGUGUCACUCCAGGUGUGGCCUGCACCCCCUUCACUCCCUCCCACUGGCACUGCAACCCAUCCAAGGCACAGCCUUACAGCGUAAGAGGUGUUCCCAGGACUUUUGAAACCAACCCAAAACAAUGAUGGUUCUUUAGAUGCUAUGACUUAUAUUUAUAUAGAGAGAUUUCUGGACCACUCAAGCUCUUUGACCCAAAUCAGGAGCAUCUUGGGGUGUAUUAAAUUAUGUAAGAAGAUAGCACAGAUAUCAGGACACCAUAGUGUGUAAAUGAGGCUUUUACUCUGAUAUGAUCUCAUUGAUGUACACAACCAAUUAACAAUAAAGUGCUGGAACAAGCA
This is a messenger RNA of Phyllostomus hastatus (greater spear-nosed bat), 1886 nucleotides long. It is a transcript of the gene SMIM3, whose product is annotated as small integral membrane protein 3. NCBI's taxonomy places the organism in Eukaryota, Metazoa, Chordata, Mammalia, Chiroptera, Phyllostomidae. The coding region runs from base 441 to 716 and encodes 91 amino acids. The transcript has 2 exons. The record is from RefSeq and is a predicted model, not a curated record.